This is a messenger RNA of Solea senegalensis (Senegalese sole), 5815 nucleotides long. RefSeq names its product nuclear factor I/C (gene nfic). Gene Ontology annotation, molecular function: DNA-binding transcription factor activity, RNA polymerase II-specific; RNA polymerase II cis-regulatory region sequence-specific DNA binding. The coding region runs from base 157 to 1761 and encodes 534 amino acids. The transcript is spliced from 13 exons. Gene Ontology annotation, biological process: regulation of transcription by RNA polymerase II. Gene Ontology annotation, cellular component: nucleus. The record is from RefSeq and is a predicted model, not a curated record. NCBI's taxonomy places the organism in Eukaryota, Metazoa, Chordata, Actinopteri, Pleuronectiformes, Soleidae.
UUGACGCGGGACGUUCCUGGUCUCGAGCACCGCGGAUUUACUCCAGCUGGCACGCGCACCAUGGCAGAAAUGAAUAGCCUAUGGAAUGAUAACGAGCGGCGGCGCGAGAUGGGCAGGCGUUGAGAUCAGCUUUAACGGCGGCGGCUCAGCUUCGAAAUGGAUGAGUUCCAUCCGUUCAUUGAGGCUCUGCUGCCCCAGGUCCGUGCCUUCGCCUACACAUGGUUCAACCUCCAGGCCAGGAAAAGGAAGUACUUCAAAAAACAUGAGAAGAGGAUGACCAAAGAAGAGGAGAGAGCCGUGAAAGAUGAACUUCUGGGAGAGAAGGCAGAGGUGAAACAGAAGUGGGCCAGUCGUCUCCUGGCUAAGUUAAGGAAGGACAUCAGACCUGAGUGCAGAGAAGACUUUGUGCUGUCAGUCACGGGCAAGAAAGCAGCGUGUUGUGUCCUGUCCAACCCUGACCAGAAGGGCAAAAUGAGACGCAUAGAUUGUCUGCGACAAGCCGACAAGGUGUGGAGGUUGGACCUGGUGAUGGUGAUCCUGUUUAAAGGAAUCCCACUGGAAAGCACAGACGGAGAGCGGCUCGUGAAGGGAGGCCAGUGCUCCAACCCGCUGCUCUGCGUCCAGCCUCGACACAUCUCCGUCUCCGUCAAAGAGCUCGACCUUUACCUCGCGUACUACGUCCAGGAGAGAGAGGCAGAGCAGAGCAGCAGUCCCGGUCGCACUGGUGUCGGCUCUGAUCAGGAAGACAGUCGAACCACCACCAUGGACGGUCCAGAGUUCCAGGAGAGUUUCGUGACAUCAGGAGUUUUCAGUGUCACUGAGCUGGUCCAAGUCUCAAGAACUCCAGUGGUCACAGGAGUAGGACCUAGUUUCUCUGUGGGGGAACUCCAGGGUCAUCUGGCCUAUGACCUCAACCAGUCUGUCAACCAGCCAGUCAGUGUGAGACGAUCACUGGCGAGCACCUCAUCCAGCGGGAGUAAACGACAUAAGUCUGGCUCCAUGGAGGAGGAGGCUGACAGUCCUGGAGGAGAGUAUUACCACUCGCCGUCUUCUCCUGCCAGCAGCUCCAGAAACUGGACUGAUGACAUGGAAGGAGGGUUGUCUCCUCCAGUGAAGAAAGCAGAGCUGGACAGUCCGUCUCCCCAGGAAGACUCACCAAGAAUGGGAUCCUUCACUCAGCACCACCGGCCAGUCAUAGCAGUUCACAGUGGUCUGUCUCGGAGCACCCACCCCUCCUCAUCCCUCCAUUUCCCGUCCUCCUCCUAUUUCCCUCACGGAGCGAUCCGCUACCCUCCUCACUUGGCCCAGGACCCUCUGAAAGACCUCGUCUCAUUGGCCUGUGACCCCGCCAAUCAAACCCCCAGCUCAUCGGAACUCGGAAUGCCUCCUGAACUCGGAUUUCCAACUCGGAAACUCGGAGCAACCUUACCAACCCUGACAUGGGAUUCCAAGUUGAAUGGCAGCAGCCAGAUUAAAGUGCCCAGUCACUACAUUUCCUCUCAGAUGUUGGCACCGCCUGGACCCACCUCCUCCCUGGCUCCUAACCCCGCCUCCCUCCCCAGGUCGACCCUGCCUUCAGAGUCAAAGGCUACCACCACCUCCUCUGACGGGGGAGCCAACUCCCCCACGUCACCCAUCCUGGUAUCUGGGCAACUGAGGGCGCUGUGGAGCACGGCCGACUGUCGUGGACGUUCCAUCAUGGAUGAAGGGAAACAAUGUUGUCAAGACGUCGCCAAAGGAAAAAUAUACUCCGCGCUUUAGCAGCAGCACACGGAGACGCACACACACGUAAACGUACGGCGAGCGACGUUUACGUGUGUGUGCGUGAGAGACAGUCUGGGCGGACGGACAGACGGAGACAUUUUUACAGACCAACACAAACGCUCACUGAUGAUGAUUUUUUUCUAGAGAAAGCAGUGGAUUCACGCAGACGUUCCGGGUUUUUGUCUCGGAGCAGAACCAGACCCUGACUGACGAGCCUCUAACUGAACCACAUGCCCAGGACGAGGCCUGUUUCCCUGGGAUGGAUGUCAGCCUUUACUCCCCUCCCUUGCUCCCUGGUUCUCCGUGGGUCUCCCAGUGAAAGGCCUCUGCUCUGGGGCUGGACAUGGACCUCACCCCCCGUCCUUGAACCUCCAGAAUGAAACCCUCCUCCUCCUCCUCCUCCUCCUUCCUCUGCUGCAGGUGCUGCUUCUAAUAUAUGCAAAUAAGCCUCCCUUAUUUUCUGAACCAACAUAGCGUGAGAGACCCUGCUGUUGAUAUGUAAAAGUUUCUUUGCACUUUUUUUUGGUUUUGAAACUUCUUCUUCUUCUUUUACCACCAAAAAGACGGAGGCGUUGUCUUUUUUAUUGACAAUCAUCAGGCUGAAACCAUUACGUUGCUUCGCGAGGCUCAUGUUUCUAAGACUUCUUCUUUUCUUUGUUUCUAAAUCGGAAAAAAAAACAAAAAAAAAACAAUGAGUAAUAGUGGAAUAUAAGAGCUAUAUCCGUCCUCGAGACACGUCACACACGACGCUGUAGCUGGACACCGGGGACGGAGGGUGGAGGAACCCGGUCUUUGACCCCGGGUGAUUCCAGCAGAAUUUCUCUGCUGCUUCCAUCGCUCUGUCAGGACAGAUGGAGAAUAAUCCAAGCAGCCAAAGGCACAACGUUUGGAGUGAGAAAGACUUUGAACAAACAAAAACCAGGAUCAUGUGCUGAACUGGGUGUGUUUGAGAUUGUAGCACGUGGUGCAUGUGUGUGACUGUGUGUUUGUGUGUGUGUGUGUGUGUGUGUGUCACUGCUCUGCUUUGAGGACGACAGCGGCGGGAGUUUUUGUAGAUUAGAGAGGACGAGGAGGAGGAGAGAUUGAGCGGCUGAUUAAGUUAACAAUGUUUUUAUGUCGCGCGCACACAGACUUGGAUUGAGCACAAAGAAUCCGGCGGUCCUCUCCUCUCCUGUCCUCUCCUGUUCUGUCCUCUUCUGUUCUGUUCUGUGGACACCAGGGUCCGAGCCGGCACUGAGGCAGAGACGAGGUGAGCUGGACACACGGAGACAGACGAGUGAGUCGAGUCAGAAUCAGAAAGUCAGAGGCAAAGCAAUAUCCUGUCCAGUUUGGCUUCCCAUAGAUUCAUUCAUUUUGAGCUUUUUUGUGCAUUUUUAGCCUCAUUUUGUCUGUGUUAAUGACGACAUCUUAGAGCAGAGGUCUCAAACUCACGGCCUGAGGGCCACAUGUGGCCCAUCCUAAUCAAUUACAUUGGCCCAACAGUCUGUUUUUGUGAUAUAUGUAGAUUUUUAUUGAGCUCUAUAACAAAACAGACACCUUUUUUUUAAUGAAAUUCCGUCAAAAAUAUUUUUACUUGACCGGAAAAGACACGUACUCAAGGUGAUUUGAGUUUGAGACGCCUGCUGUAGAAACGUCGCAGAAGUUAAUGCCGUGAAAAAAAAUAACAAAGCGGUCGACAAACUUCAUUAAAACUAACAUAAGACAGGUUGUCUUUAUGUAACUGGGUCAAUUUAAUGUGUUUCAAGAUCCAAUUAUAGUCUUUUUUUUUCCUCUGACUUUGUCGACCGUGUUAAUUUUUUCAUUGUUGCCGAUAAUCUGCAGACACAGAGGGGGAAAAAUCCCAUAUUAAGUAAAAUUCACUUUUUUUAAAAAUAUAUAUUUCCGUGAUUACAAAGUAAAAUACUUUUCUUUUUUUUAGUAACUGACGUUUUAUAUAUUUUUUUUAUUUUCGCUUCUAGAUUCAGUUCCAGGUCUGGUGUUUUCUUGUGUUUUCUUGUGUUUUCUUGUGUCUUUGAGGUGUGGUCAGAUUGAACGUCGGGCAAACUCACAGAGAUGUGACCACUUACAUGUUUUAUUCUUACUCAAAGGUUCAGUGUGUAAAGGUUUUCAAGUGUGUCGGAAAGCAUACGUGUAGCCUUCAGUUAGCGUCAAAACUCAUCACAAGUCAAAAAACGUUUAGUUUUGUCCAUCGUGGGCCACUGUAAAAUUAUUUUUUUUGCCACUGGAGAAUAAGUACCCCUAAAUCUUACAUACUGCAGCUUUAAAAGACUGGCGUGUGUGUAGGAUUUAGUGCCAUCUAGGGGCGAAAUAGCAUAUUGCAACCAACUGAACACCCUUUGUUUCCAAAUCUAAGAGUAUAUGUGAAAGUACAGUGCAAUGCACUUCCUGUGGAACAUAAAGGUUAAAAACACACAAGAGUUCUUACUUGUCAGGUGGAGUAAAAGCAUAAUAAUAUUUAAUUUCUGAAAGAUACAUUUUUUCACACUGCACCUUUAAGUUGUCUUCCAGCUGCCCUGCAGAGAUCAAAUGUCUUUAAAUAUGAUUCCACUGACUUCGGCUGUGGUUGGAGCAUGGAGGAGCGGAGCUGAGGUCGCUGGAAUCACAGGAAAUUCUAGAUCUGCUCUUUUUCACUCAGAGCAAAAAGAAAAAUAAUAAAAACAAAAACACACCUUUAAAGACACAGAAGAAGCAGCUGCACAAACGUUUCCACCCUAAAAAGAGUUUGACAAGCUUCCAGCGCGUUCACCAGCUCCAUGUGUGGAAACUGUGUGUAUGUGUGUGUUUAAUCGGAUCAGACCUUUAUUUUCCCUCUUUAUCAAUAAUAAGGCCUUUGCACAUCAGACACUUAUUCUUUUUCCUUUGCACAUUUACAAUAUUUUUAAACCUGUAUUUGAUCAUUAAGCAUGACUGAUUAAAGGUUUUCUCUCUGAAUCAGUACCAAUUUGUUUGGUCCAUAUAUUUAUUACAUUUCCUUACAUAACUGUUGAUGGUAACAAAUAAUACAAAAAACCCUUCAGUAACCAGUUAUUGAACAGCAUUAAUGGUUUAAUGUCUGCACUGCAGUGACAUGUAUGUAUAUUUAAUUUUGUUUCCAAAAACAAUGCCACAUGUGGCACUACCUAAUCAUCUUCCAUACAAAUUAAACAAAAAUGUUUUUUCUCAAAAGUAAGACUUCUGAGGAAAGUUUUUUCCUUGUAAUUCUGAAACAAUAUUCACAUUUCACCAUAAUUCUCUUCCUGUAGCCUUGUAAUAAUUAAUAAUUGGCUGAUUAAUAAUUAAUAAUUGGCCAAUGCCAACUGCAAACAUCAUAUCAGCCACAAUAAUUGGUCUACCUCUAUCUGGCAUUGAUAUUAUAAUUGUUUUUCCUCGGUUGCAUUAGGUCACGUUGACAAUAAUCUCUGAAUUAUUUGCACUUUUGUGUCGUUUGUUUGCGUCACUGUCGACGUGCAAAGGCCUUUAAACCUCCAGGUUUGCUCUGCGUUCAGUCUGAACACAGGUGUGUGUGUGUGUGUGUGUGUGUGUGUGUGUGUGUCUUCCUUGUCCUCUCCCAGGGUUCGAGGUUAAAGUCGACAGCGCUCAGCGCCCCUUAGUGUCUCACUUUUCCUGGUUGUGGUUUAAGGUUUGGGUUAAAGCCGGCUUAAAGCUGUUGUACUGCAUGGUGCUGUCCCCUGGUCGCUGUGCUGACCUUCAAGAAUGCAUGGCUCAAACUAAUAAUACCUCUUCUUCUUCUUCUCCUUCUUCUUCUUCUCCUCAAUCCCACUCUUUCUUCUCCUCUCUCUGACACUGCGACAGAGGGCAGUGCAGGGAAUCGUUGUCUGUUAGUUCCUUUUGGAUUUUAAUAAUUGCCCUGUUGUUGAACUUCUAUUUUGCACGAUAUAUCAUGAAACACAUUAUGUGCCUUGCCUUUAGUUAAAGAAUAAUAAAUAAUACAUUAUGGAGAAAUGAUCAUACUUAUCAUGGUACAGCUGGUAGCACUUGUAAAAAAAAGAAAAGAAGUAAAAAAAAAAAAAAGCUGCAUGUGUGAUUGCUUGACAUUAAACGAUGUAGCAGG